This is a messenger RNA of Juglans microcarpa x Juglans regia, 1271 nucleotides long. Its product is annotated as heat stress transcription factor C-1-like. Gene Ontology annotation, cellular component: nucleus. Gene Ontology annotation, molecular function: DNA-binding transcription factor activity; RNA polymerase II cis-regulatory region sequence-specific DNA binding. NCBI's taxonomy places the organism in Eukaryota, Viridiplantae, Streptophyta, Magnoliopsida, Fagales, Juglandaceae. The coding region runs from base 81 to 1091 and encodes 336 amino acids. Gene Ontology annotation, biological process: regulation of transcription by RNA polymerase II. The record is from RefSeq and is a predicted model, not a curated record. The transcript is spliced from 2 exons.
CCCAUUUUUCACGGUUUCUCUAGGCAGAGGCCCUCCUCCUCAGUCCUCACACACUCCCUCAAUUCCAUCUCAAAAAUAGUAUGCUCGCUGUUUAUGGAAUGGAGGCGAACAACGUCAUCGCGCCGUUCGUUAUGAAGACUUAUCAGAUGAUCAACGAUCCGACGACGGAUAGUUUGAUCACCUGGGGAAGAGCCAACAACAGCUUCAUCGUCAUCGAUCCCUUGGACUUCUCGCAGAGGAUCUUACCUGCGUAUUUCAAGCACAACAACUUCUCCAGUUUCGUCCGACAGCUCAACACCUAUGGAUUCAGAAAGGUGGAUCCUGAUAGAUGGGAAUUUGCGAACGAGUGGUUUCUCCGAGGCCAGAAGCACUUGUUGAGGAACAUCGUGCGGAGGAGGCAGAGUCGGAAUUCGAAUACGCAAGGGUCGAAACACGAAGACGUAGAUGAUGAAGAGGAACUGGUUAUGGAAAUAGCGAGGUUGAAGGGGGAGCAGAAGGCGCUGGACGAAGAGCUUCGUGGCAUGAACAGGCGUUUGGAGGCGACGGAGAGAAGGCCGGAGCAAAUGAUGGCGUUCUUGCACAAAGUCGUGGAAGACCCAGAUAUUAUACCCCGCCUAAUGCUCCAGAAAGAACGGACCAGGAGACUUAUGAGCGAGAAGAAACGGCGGCUAAUGAUACCUUCGGCGUCGUCGUCUUCUUCGAUAAAGACCGAGGACGAAGAAGAGGGAACAACUCAAGGCGUAAAUUCGUCGUCGCCGGAGACUGGUUUUGAAAUCGAUAAUUUUCGUGAACAAUCGUCGCCGGAUAACCCGACGCCGGGAUGGUUUAUCCAAAGGCAGGUGAUGGGUUCUCAUUCGAUUGCCCAAGAACCUUUUGGUUGCAUCGCCAUUGAUAGCCCCUUUUUGUCGGCGCCAACGGCCACUACUACGGGAAUUGGAAAUAGUACGGCGGUGUCUCCGCCAGAAAGUAAUAUGUCCGGUUAUGGAAAUGGGAGUAGUGGCCAAGUAAGCCUUUUCACAGAAAUGGCGGCUGGGGUGGAGGCGAGUCCGCCACCGCCUUAUCCGUUUUCUCUGUUCAGAGGUGGCUUUUAGCUUAGCUUUUAGAUAGUUGAUUCACAAGAUUUCUCUUGGAUUCUAUCUUUUCUAUUAAUUUCUAUCCUUUUUUUUUUUUUUUUAUUUUUUUUUACUGAACCAAAGAAAAGAGUAAAAUCAUGUGCUUGAUAUAUGUUAAUUAUUUUUGAAAAAAGAAAUAAUAAUAAAAGUCAAUAUCUA